AUGGGCAAGCCUAUCAUCCUUCAGUUAGGUGACGAUAUCCGUUGGAACCAUGAAUUGUACGCAAAAUUCAAGGAUCAAUUUGAGAUCCGUCGGUCGUAUAGUAUGUCGCGUCCGGAGUUCAUCCGUGCUUUGAAGGAGAAGAAGUUUGGCGAUUUCUCUGCCAUGUAUCGACCCUUCUGGAACACAGGUGGUGAGAUGGGCAACUGGGAUGAGGAAUUGAUCUCCCUGCUUCCUGACUCGUGUAAGGUGUAUGCCAGUGCUGGUGCUGGUUUUGAUUGGGUUGAUACUGCCUGCUUGGCGAAGAAAGGCAUCAUCUACUGCAAUGCUGCUGCUGCUUGUACUGAGUCUGUGGCCGAUGCAGCCCUUUGGUUGAUCAUCUCCACCUUCCGCUUGUUCUCUUGGUCGGCAAUGGCUGCUCGUUCUUUGGACCCUGAUCAGUUCGUUGAUGCGAACCGCAAUCUUGCUCCUGUCUCGCUCAACCCCAAGGGCCACACUCUUGGUAUUAUUGGAUUCGGCCAAAUUGGCCGCCGCACGGCGGAAAAGGCUUACCUAGCUCUCAACAUGAAGAUUCUGUACCACGAUAUUGUCCAGAUGCCGCGUGAGCUGGAGCAAGUCUCCCGGGCCACCUUCCACAAGAAUAUGGACACCCUUCUGGCAGAAUCUGACUGUGUGGUGGUGGCAACUCCAUUCAGCGGCGAGACCUUGCUCAACGCAUCGCUGCUGUCGAAGAUGAAGCGCGGUUCACGUCUCGUCAAUAUUGCCCGUGGUAAGCUCCUCGACGAGGCUGCUUUAUUAGAUGCUCUGAAGAGGGGCCAGCUCUCUGCUGCCGGCUUGGAUGUGCACUUUAAUGAACCGCAUAUCAACCCUGAACUGGGUAAAAUGAAGAACGUCGAGAUACUGUCUCAUAAUGCUGGUGCUUCUCUGGACUCACACAUUGGCUUUGAGAGUCUGGGCAUGGAGAAUAUCAUCUCUUUCCACGAGAAAGGCAAAGCUAUCACUCCUGUCAACGCGCACUUGGUUUCCAAGGCUGCAUUGUCCAAGCUGUGA
Molecule: messenger RNA, 1047 nt
Organism: Penicillium daleae
Lineage: Eukaryota; Fungi; Ascomycota; Eurotiomycetes; Eurotiales; Aspergillaceae
Product: D-mandelate dehydrogenase-like dehydrogenase
Exons: 2
Coding region: 1-1047 (348 amino acids)
Cellular component (GO): cytosol
Molecular function (GO): NAD binding; hydroxypyruvate reductase [NAD(P)H] activity; glyoxylate reductase (NADPH) activity
Source: RefSeq, a predicted model, not a curated record